Molecule: messenger RNA, 3424 nt
Organism: Myripristis murdjan (pinecone soldierfish)
Lineage: Eukaryota; Metazoa; Chordata; Actinopteri; Holocentriformes; Holocentridae
Gene: iws1
Product: interacts with SUPT6H, CTD assembly factor 1
Exons: 15
Coding region: 186-2336 (716 amino acids)
Biological process (GO): poly(A)+ mRNA export from nucleus
Cellular component (GO): nucleus
Source: RefSeq, a predicted model, not a curated record
CGUAUAUGACGAAAACGACACCAUUUUGAUGAGCAUCCACAGGGCUAACAGCAGCUAGCUCAGUCAACACAGCGACACUUUAGUCCGGUUUUUUUGUUGUUUUUCGGAGCUUUACUCUGAAGGCUCGGCGGGCCGGGGCGCACAGGCCGGCGGGUUCGGGCGCUGAAGCUUCUUUCGUCUGAGAAAUGGACGGAGAAGAAGACGACUUCAUGUCCGGCAGCCACUCCGACGAUGGUGGCGGCACUCCGGUCCAGGACGAACAUCCCGGCUCAGACGGCGAGGAGGAGAUGCGGAGCGACAAGCACCAGUCUGAGGAGGAGGGCAGUGACGGCGAGGAGGCCUCCCGCCGCAUGGACACCAACGGGACGGCCAGUGGCUCAGACAACGAAGGCCGGCGAGGGGCCGACAGCGACUCGGAGGGCGACGCUCCCCGCCGCCGUGAUGACGACAGCGACUCUGAGCCGGAAGCCCCGAGGCCGGCGGACAGCGACGACGACUCUCCGGCCAAACGCAGGAUGAGCGGCUCUGACGAGGAGGAGUCGCCGGAGAAGCGCAGGAUGAGCGAGGAGUCGUCACCGGUCAAACACAGCGCCUCCGACAACGAGGAGGAGGCAUCGUCGCCUGCCAAGCGCAGGGGCAGCACCUCGGACAUGGAGGAGGGGGAGGGGCAGGCGGGGCCCAGGGCGGCCGCCGACAGCGACUCAGAGAAUGAGGACGCCAAGCCACGGCCGGCGGCGUCCCCGAGCCGGCGGUCUGACGCCGACAGUGACUCUGACACAGAGACGACUGCCAAACGCAAGGCAGCUCAGAUAGACUCUGACGAAGAGGAGGAUGCUGGGAAACAGAAGGAGGAGGCGGGAGGAGGGGGGAAGUGGAAGGCGGUGAUGCAGUCAGACAGUGAGGAGGAGGAGGGAGGGAGGACGAAGGCUGCGCUAGGAAGCGACGGCGAGGAGGAGCGGAGGGAGCAGAAGGCUGACAGCGACGAUGACGACGACAAGCCAGUGAAGAGGAAGAAGGCCAUCCUGUCAGACAGUGAGGAUGAAGAUGAGGAGAAGGCCGACAGACCAGUGAAGAGGAGCCGGGCAGUGUCGGACGACGACAACUCGGACAGCGACGGCGGCUCGGACGGUCCCGAUAAGAGCAUGGCCGCCAAGCUGAGGGAGCUGGGCUCCGCCAGCGAGGACGACGAGGAGGAGGAGAGGAGGAAGGCCGCAGCCGGGAAGAAGGACGAGAAGACGUUGUUUGGCAGCGACAGCGACUCAGGCGACGAUGAGGAGGAGAAAAUGAUUGCAGACAUCUUUGGAGAAUCAGGAGACGAAGAGGAAGAGGAGUUCACGGGCUUCAACCAGGAGGAGCUGGAGGGCGAGAAGGAGCAGUCGAAGGAGCAGAGGCAACAGGCGGAGGAGGAGUCCGACUCCGACGAGGGCAUUGACCGCAGCGGCAAAGACAUGAGCUUCAUGUCCGACUUUGACAUCAUGCUGGCUCGUAAGAAAGCGCAGAGCGGCCGGAGGAGGAGGAACCGAGACGGAGGCACGUUCAUCAGCGACGCCGACGACGUCGUCAGCGCCAUGAUCGUCAAGAUGAACGAGGCGGCAGAGGAGGACCGAACCCUGAACAGCCAGAAGAAGCCGGCGCUGAAGAAGCUCAGUCUGCUGUCCACGGUGGUGAUGCACCUCAAGAAACAGGACCUGAAGGAGACGUUCAUCGACAGCGGCGUGAUGUCGGCCAUCAAGGAGUGGAUCAGUCCUCUGCCAGACAAGAGUCUGCCUGCUCUGCGGAUCAGAGAGGAGCUGCUCCGCAUCCUGCAGGAGCUGCCCAGUGUGAGUCAGGAGACUCUGAAGCACAGCGGGAUCGGCCGGGCCGUCAUGUUCCUGUACAAACACCCCAAAGAGUCUCGCUCCAACAAAGACCUGGCCCUCAAACUCAUCAAUGAGUGGUCACGGCCGAUCUUUGGCCUGACGUCAAACUACAAAGGAAUGACCCGAGAGGAGCGGCAGCAGAGAGACCUGGACCAGCAGAUGCCUCAGAGACGACGGCUCAGUUCGGGCGGUCAGACUCCUCGCAGAGACCUGGAGAAACAGCUGACUGGGGAAGAAAAGGCCCUGCGGCCUGGCGACCCCGGUUUCUGUGCCCGAGCUCGGGUGCCGAUGCCGUCCAACAAGGACUACGUGGUUCGGCCCAAGUGGAACGUGGAGGUUGAGUCCAACAGGGGUCCGGUGAAGAAAGGGCUAUCUCGCGUCGAUAAGCAGAUGCGUCGCUUCGCAGACAUCCGCCGCCUGACGAAGACGGGUCACGCUGUCAAGAUCAGCGUGGAGGGCAACCGGAUGCCGCUCUGAGUUUUAUCUCCUUAGGAUUUAUUCACUUUUUUUUUCUUUUUAAUGUUUUGCUCUGCAACAAUCCCACAGUUCUGCCCAGUCCUUCUCCCUCCCCUCCCCUCCCGGCUCCAGGUCCGCCUGCUGGCUCAAAUCACCUGUUUUACAGUGUAAAUAUGUGCUGCAAAUUGUUCAGUCCAUUUACAUACAAUUUGCUCUGUUCAUACAGCAACCAUAUUUGAUUUACAAACGAGCAGGUUGGAAUAAGAGAAAAGUCUGAUGUACUGAUAAAUAAUGAUUGUAACUAGAGAGAGAAGAUCCACUGAACUGAUGGUGAUCCAUAAUGUUAGCCAGUGUUAGCACUCAGCUACAUUAGCUUUAUCGCAAAUCAACAAGAUCUACAUUAACUUCAUCUCCUACCAGGUUAUUAAUGUUAGAAAUCAAUUAUGUUAGCUUUAUUUCCAGCUAGGCUCACGGUGUUAGCUGUGAACUUGGUUUGGAGGGAAGUCUAACGGAGCCGCCUGCUAAAUUUAGCUAAAGCCGUGUAAACGAUGAUGAUGGUGAACAUUUUAACCCUUUGAAACCUGGAUGGACACCAGAUUCCUGCGUCCAUAUGACGCAAAUCAAAUAAGGCCGCUGUGUGAAUAGAAACUCAGACUCCACAACCUUCUCACGCCAAAAGUCGUGCUGUUUGACUUGGGAAGGACAUUUACUGCCUGGAUUGAAAGGGACGUGAACCUGACACCUCCCUCCCUUCCCUCCCUCCCCCCUCCUGGUGUCUGGUGUGUUGGGAUGUUACAGGCUGGUGGUUUUUGUCCCCGCUCUGCUCCUGUAGACGCUGUACAGAGAGCAGGAGUAACUGUGUGCGGGGCUGACUUCACACAGCCGGCAGCGCUCAGGUUCAGGUCGGAUCUCGUCCCGCAGGUGUGAACAGGUGGAGGCCGCGUGCCGUCCGGCGUCUCAGGCUCCUGCCGCGUUCAGACGGUCCGGAGUUUCUCAGAUCUGACUUCAGCUGUGAUGUUAUUUGAGUUUUUGCUGUGUGGAGGCAGCCCGUCUGUCUGCACCGCUCUGGAACAAAUGAUACUUUUCAUAAUAAAGAGGGUUCGACUCAC